This is a messenger RNA of Rangifer tarandus platyrhynchus (Svalbard reindeer), 1362 nucleotides long. The record is from the annotation of a GenBank genome assembly. Lineage: Eukaryota; Metazoa; Chordata; Mammalia; Artiodactyla; Cervidae.
AUGGAGAACUACCUGCAGGGUUGUCGAGCUGCUCUGCAGGAGUCCCGACCCAUACAUGUUGUGCUGGGAAAUGAAGCUUGUGACUUGGACUCCAUGGUGUCAGCCCUUGCCCUGGCUUUUUACCUGGCAAAGACAACUGAGGCCGAGGAAGUCUUUGUGCCAGUUUUAAAUAUAAAACGUUCAGAGCUACCUCUACGAGGAGACAAUGUCUUCUUCCUUCAGAAGAUUCACAUUCCAGAGUCCCUCUUGAUUUUCCGCGAUGAGAUUGACCUCCAUGCACUGCACCAGGCUGGCCAGCUCACCCUCAUCCUUGUUGACCAUCAUGUCUUACCCAGAAGUGACGCAGCCCUAGAGGAGGCAGUGGCAGAGGUGCUAGACCAUCGGCCCAUCGAUCAAAAACACUGCCCUCCCUGCCAUGUUUCAGUUGAGCUGGUGGGGUCCUGCGCUACCCUGGUGGCUGAGAGAAUCCUGCAGGGGGCACCAGAGAUCUUGGACAGGCAAACUGCAGCCCUGCUUCAUGGAACAAUCAUCCUGGACUGUGUGAACAUGGACCUUAAAAUUGGAAAGGCAACCCUCAAGGACAACCACUAUGUAGAAAAACUAGAGGCCCUCUUCCCAGAUCUGCCCAGCAGAAAUGACAUCUUUGAUUCUCUGCAAAAGGCCAAGUUUGAUGUAUCAGGACUGACCACAGAGCAGAUGCUGCGAAAGGACCAGAAGAACAUCUCCAGACAAGGCACUAAGGUGGCCAUUAGUGCAAUAUAUAUGGAUAUGGAGGCUUUUCUGCAGAGGUCUGGCCUCCUUGCAGAUCUCCAUGCCUUCUGCCAGGCUCACGGCUAUGAUGCCCUGGUUGCCAUGACUAUCUUUUUCAACACUUACAAUGAGCCAGUGCGGCAGUUGGCUGUUUUUUGUCCCCACGCAGCGCUUCGAAUGACGAUCUGUGGAAUCCUGGAACGUUCCCACUCUCCGUCCCUGAAGCUGACCCCUGUCCCAAGCAGCCACCCUAACCUCCAAGCCUAUCUUCAAGGCAACACCCAGGUCUCUCGAAAGAAAGUUCUGCCUCUGCUCCAGGAAGCCCUGUCAGCAUAUUUUGACUCCACGAACAUCCCUUUAGGACAGCCUGAGACAGAGGGUGUGUCAAGGGAGCAGGUGGACAAAGAAUUGGACAGGGCGGGCAACUCCCUGCUUUCUGGACUGAGUCAGGAUGAGGAGGAGCCUCCACUGCCCCCCACGCCCAUGAACAGCCUGGUGGACGAGUGCCCCCUGGAUCAGGGGCUGCCAAAAUUCUCAGCCGAGGUCAUCUUCGAGAAAUGUAGUCAGAUCUCGCUGUCAGAAUCUACCACUGCCUCCCUGUCCAAGAAAUGA